CACCGUGUCCCCAUGAUCCUCACACACACACACACACACACACACACACACACACACACACACACACACACACACACACACACAGAGACACACACAGUCUCGGGAUGAAGACUCCACACACACAUCGUCUGUGCGUCCUCGUCUUCCUCGUCCUGAACACUGCUCCAGCACGUCUGUCAGACUUUGCACCGUAUUUCCAUGAAAAUGGGAACAUGGCACUGUUUAGCAUCUCUGAAGACACUCCAGUCGGAUCUCAGGUGUUCACUCUGAAUGGGACCGACCCAGAGGGAGAUGAGGUCAGGUACGAUAUCAGCUUUGAAAACGGCUCUAAAGAGUAUUUCCAGGUCGAGCCCAAGUCAGGACGGGUCACUGUGAUCCAGGAACUGGACCGAGAGGUUGAAAAUGAAAUCGUGGUGUUGGUCAGUAUCACUGAUGGCAGGAAUAAGGUGGUAGAAAAAGUGCGCGUGUUCGUCUCAGAUGCUAACGAUGAAAAGCCUGAGUUUCUCGGCCUGCCCUACGUCGUCAACGUCCCCGAGGACACGGAGGCGGGACGCAGCAUCUUUAAAGUCCGAGCUGUGGAUAAAGACCUCGGCUCUGGAGGAAGUGUGACAUAUUUCCUGCAGAUGUCUCCCAGAACUAAGUUCACCAUCGAUGGUCACAGUGGCGUCCUGCGUAUCAAAGCGGGUGAAUCUCUCGACUACGAGACGUCCAGCACACACUUCAUCACUGUGGUCGCCAAGGAUGGUGGGGGUAAAUAUAACGGGAGACGCCAGGUGAUGACAUCAUCGGCCACCAUCACCAUUAACGUCCUCGAUGCCCAGGACUCGCCUCCCAGUUUUGUGGGAACGCCGUAUUUUGGAUACGUUUAUGAAGUAUCAGAGCCUGGUUCAGAGAUUUUCACCGUGACUGCGAGAGACGGAGAUCAGAUCAACCCUCGUCCGGUCAUCUACUCUCUCAUUAACGGAAGCGAUGGCUCCUUCAGCAUCAACAGCUCCAGCGGUUCCAUCAUUCUGAUGUCAUUCCCCAUCCAGCUGAAAAACGAGUUAUAUGAGCUGAAAGUGAAGGCCUCGGAGGUGGGGCCCCAGAAGGAGCUGCUGGACUCGGCCGUGACGCUGGUGACUGUCCGUGUGGUGGAUCUGAACAACCAUCCGCCCACGUUCUACGGCGAGAGCGGGAAGCAGGACAGAUUUGAGCUGACUAUGUACGAACAUCCUCCUGAGGGAGAAAUCCUGAAAGGGCUAAAGAUCACCGUCAACGAUUCUGACCAGGGAGCAAAUGCUAAAUUCAGACUCAGACUGGUUGGACCUGGGCGUGUUCUCCGUGUCGUUCCUCAGACCGUUCUCAACGAAGCCCAAGUCACCAUCAUCGUAGAGAACUCAAGUGCCAUCGACUAUGAGAAACACUCCUUCUUAACAUUCAAGUUGUUAGCAGUAGAAAUCGACACCCCGGAGCGUUUCAGUGCCACAGCUGACAUCAUAAUCCACCUUCAGGACGUAAACGACAACAUUCCCAGGUUUUCCUCUGAGUUCUAUGUUGCCAGGAUCCCAGAGAACUCGCCUGGAGGCUCCACCGUCACGUCCGUCACUGCAUUGGAUCCUGACUCAGGGCCUUGGGGAGAAGUGAAAUAUUCCAUCUACGGCUCAGGAUCUGAUCUAUUCCUCAUCCACCCCACCUCAGGGAUCAUCUACACUCAGCCCUGGGCAUCUCUGGACGCAGAGGUGAAGUCAAAGUAUAAUUUCUACUUGAAAGCAGAAGACAGCGAGGGGAAGUACAGCUUGGCCGAGGUGUUCGUCACGGUCCUAGAUCAGAACGAUCAUUCUCCAGAGUUUAACCAGAACGCCCUGGAGAAGACCAUGGUUCUCGGAGCUUCUGUGAAGAUAGAGGCAAUGGAUGAUGAUGCUGAGGAACCCAACAACGUGAUUGAGUAUUCCAUCAUGAAGACCGAGCCGAAGAAUGUUUUUGACAUCAACACCAGCACGGGCGAAAUCAAGCUCAAGCCGUUCAUCAAGUCCAUGGAGACAGUGCAGAACAUCACAGGACAGCAUGACUUCAAGUGGUCAGUGGUGGUGCAGGCACGAGAUCGAGGUUCUCCGUCGUUCAUGACCACCGCUUUGGUCCAGCUUCAAAUCACUGAAGCAAAUCAUCUCUCUGGCCCUGUGACAGCUUUUUUAAUGCAGAGCAGAGACAAUCCAGUAAAGGCUUUGGGCAUGGCUGCUGGGGUCAUUAGUGUGAUGGUGAUGGUCACUGUGGUGAUCUCCACGGCGAUGUACCUGCGCAACACAAAGUCUAACAGGAUCGGGCCUUCCCACCGUGUCAUCCGCCGCCGACGUGGAGAACCCCAGCACUGGAACUUCACUCUCGAGAACUCAAAGAACCCCAACAGGUCCCUUGCUGGUCAUGAUGUGGAGAGCAACCUGAAGAGCGACAGAUCAUGGUCCAAACCUCCACCACCGUGUGCACCACUCCUGCCUCCACCUCCACCGUGUAACAACCCCAGAAUGAGCAAGCAGCACAAUGCUGUGCCAACUGUCUCAGGCUCCCUAAGCUCGUGGAGCUCCAACGAGAGACCCAGCAGCAGCAGCAGAGAUCCAGAAGAUCAGCCUAACAAGAGGAGAGAGGGGACUGUCAGCUCAGCACUGGUCACAGAGCUGAAGAAAAGGCUGGAGCAAAAGAUCAUCGAGGCUAAUCAGGGCUACUACUGCUAAAAACACUGGCUUAGCAAACAUGCUAGCAUAGAUCCUCACUGCCAGAUUAGCAUAGAUCACUCUGCUAUCUCCGAAAAAAGAAGCAAAGGAGAUUACAAUCAGGAAACGCAACUCGAGGGUGGCAGUAGAUCCGAGUUAAUAUUCUGCUUCUGCUUUUUAUAAACAAUACGCAAAGAAAUAUCGAAACGCUAAUACUUCUGCUACGGCUAAUAAUAAUUAGGUGUAUACAAAUAAAAGGUAUGUAAAUAGUGCUGAGGCGAACGGUUCUGGUUUCAGAUUUCACUAAUUAAAGCUGCUCCAUAUAAAGGAAGAAGCAACUAGAAUUAAAGAGAUCAUUUAUUUACUGUAUCAUUUAUCGUAGUUUAUAAUGCAGUAGGUUCUCCAGAGUUUCUUCACUCUGACUCUGACUCUUAGACUCUGCUGAGCUAAACCCAUCGCUAACAUCUGCAGGAACAAAGAAGACAUGUACAAAGAAAAGAUGGAGUCAGAAUUUUUCACUUUCAUGUUUCUUUUUUUUUUGCGACACAAAUUUCCCCUCUUUUGGUGUCUGAACUUUAUUUCUCCGUACGUUCCCACAGAUUGUGUUGCUUGUAGUUUGUUUCUUGUGGGCGUGGCCUGUCCGGCAUUAGGGCUGAUGUCAUUCGAUAGCUACUGUACUGUAUGUGCUAUCUUUUUUCUUGGAGCUAACCAUGCUUGCCGUGUACAUUUGCCAGAGGGGAAGCAGAUCUCUACUUUCUACUGCUUUAUGUUUCUCUAUAAUGUCUCUAUACACAUUUAAUCCAAGGAAGCGUUCAGGCUAAUCGUCUGUUAGCAUGGAUGUAGGAUUAGUGUUGCACUGGAGCUAGGAAGUUAAUGUAGCUAAGAAGUAAUGUGUAAAAUUUUCUUUAAACUUUCUGCCUCAAACCACACCCACUAAACAAUAACUAAUAAGGAGCGUAACUCCUUAUUUGGUAGCAUGACUCCACCCCUAGCCCCACCCCCUACAGGUUUGAAGGCAGAAUUGUAGCAGAGGUUUAAAUAUGUAAAUACGCUGUGCACUAUAGUUACUGUGUAAGACAAAUAUUUAAAAAUAAGAAGAUAUUAAUUUACGAAAGAUUAAUGUUAAUGGACAUCAUACACCGAGCACCAAUCAGACAUGAGACACCAGACAUGAGACAUUAGACAACAGACCCAAGACACCAGAUAUCAGACACCAGACAUGAGACAUUAGACAACAGACACCAGAUAUCAGACACCAGACAUGAGACAUUAGACAACAGACCCAAGACACCAGAUAUCAGACACCAGACAUGAGACAUUAGACAACAGACACCAGACACCAGAUAUCAGACACCAGACAUGAGACAUUAGACAACAGACACCAGACCUCAAACACUAGACAUUAGACAACAGACAUUAGGCAUCAGACAGUAGACAUGAGAUAUCACACAUAAGACAUCAAAUACCAGACUUGAUACAUCAGACACAAGACAUUGGACACAUCGUUUCUUUGCUUUUCUUUACUUUUCUUUAUAUAUACUAGUUUCCUCACCUUAGUAGGAUUUUGUACUCAACAGUUGUUUCUUUAGUCAGCUCUUGUAACAUAUAUAUAAUAUACAAAAAUACAUGAAUGUUUUACAAAAAUCUAAAUCAAAUAAUGCUCACGUUAAACACGUACGGAAGCGUAUUGCAUUCACUUCAGGAAAAAAAAUCUACUCUGUUUUUAAGAAUUAACGACUUAAUUAUCUCAGAUUUAUGAGAUCAUUUUUCAUUAAAAAAAAAAUGUAAUUGUUCUGUUUUGGUUCUGAUCCCUCAAAAUCCUGCCAGGAGCUCUAUUUUAGGUGGAUUGCAUGGAAGUAAACAUGUCCCGCCUUUCAAGUUUAAGGGAUCAGAAAAAAGGUAAUUCAGAAAAACAGAGUAAAAUAAUUUUUUUCAUGAAGAUUAUUCUCAUAAUUCUGAGAUAAUUAACUCAUUAAUUCAUAAAAACAGUGAAAAAAUGUUUUUCAAAAUAUGUAUCUUAUA
Tachysurus fulvidraco (yellow catfish) is the source of this 4706-nucleotide messenger RNA. RefSeq names its product cadherin-related family member 1. The transcript has 18 exons. Bases 105 to 2705 code for a protein of 866 amino acids. Lineage: Eukaryota; Metazoa; Chordata; Actinopteri; Siluriformes; Bagridae. Gene Ontology annotation, cellular component: adherens junction; plasma membrane; catenin complex. Gene Ontology annotation, molecular function: cadherin binding; calcium ion binding. Gene Ontology annotation, biological process: adherens junction organization; homophilic cell-cell adhesion; cell-cell junction assembly. The record is from RefSeq and is a predicted model, not a curated record.